UGAAAAGUGCUUGCGAAAUGUUGCAAAACAACGCGGUGCGCACUUUGCAAUACGACAGUGAGAUCCGUGUGGCCCAGCAGCCAAGCCCCUCAGAACCGAGAGUUUAUGACUCCCAUAUCAGCAUUACCUCACAACCCAGGCCGGAGGCUCCACGCAUCCCGCUGCCAGUGCCGAUUCCCACAGUUACGGGAAGCCGGACGCUAAUUCCACUUUCCGGAUACGAUUGCCUAGCAGAUCUGCCGUCGGUACAUAUUGAACAGACCUUUGAGCUCAACGAUGCUCUAACAGGCGUCUCCUCGGAGAAUCGAUAUGUGGUGCGAUCCCCACUGGGUGACGCCAUUUUCGCGGCCAGCGAGAGUUCCACAGGAAAAGAUCGACUAGUUUGGGGAGCUGGACGACCCUUUCAGAUGCACCUGCUGGAUAAAACGCACCAGGAAGCUCUGGUUUUUCGCAGAAAACUAGCCCUUGGAUCACUGUGCUGCCAGGCAAAAAGUCUAGAGAUCUGGAUUCCACCUGGUAAUUUGCUGGGUAAAGUGGUGCAGUCACCCACCUUCAUGCAGCCGGAAUUCUUUAUCGAGGACGAAAGCACACGACAACUACUAUUCUGUGUAGAGGGUCCUGUCGGUUCAGGACUCUGCUGCUUCUGUUUGCCCAAAGAUUGUUACUUUAAGAUUCAUUCAGGAGGCAAUAUGAGGGCUUCCAUAGACCACAAAUGGAUGGCCAGCAAGUCUCAGUACACCACGAAUAUAUACUUCACUGAUGCCAAGCUAACCGCCAAGGAGCGGGCUUUGAUACUGGGAUCAGCAUUCCUACUGGAAUAUCUGUUCUUCCAAACCCGCUUUUGAUGUGAUUCAUCAAUAAAAAACGUUGUAUAUUCACAUU
This is a messenger RNA of Drosophila mauritiana, 882 nucleotides long. Its product is annotated as phospholipid scramblase 1. Gene Ontology annotation, biological process: plasma membrane phospholipid scrambling. The record is from RefSeq and is a predicted model, not a curated record. The coding region runs from base 18 to 845 and encodes 275 amino acids. Gene Ontology annotation, cellular component: plasma membrane. The transcript has 5 exons. Gene Ontology annotation, molecular function: phospholipid scramblase activity. NCBI's taxonomy places the organism in Eukaryota, Metazoa, Arthropoda, Insecta, Diptera, Drosophilidae.